CUUCUGCUGUGUGACGUGGAGCUGUAAGCAGCGCUUCCGGGAGGGACACCGAGCCCAUCAGCUGCAGCAGUGGUGUGUGCACGGCCGCUUCUCCGUACAACAUGGGGGGUUUCUUUUCCAGCAUCUUCUCCAGCUUGUUUGGAACCCGGGAGAUGAGGAUUUUGAUUCUGGGUCUCGAUGGAGCUGGGAAAACCACAAUACUUUACCGACUACAAGUGGGAGAGGUUGUUACCACCAUUCCAACCAUUGGUUUCAAUGUUGAGACGGUAACCUACAAGAAUCUGAAAUUCCAAGUAUGGGACCUUGGAGGACAGACCAGUAUCAGACCAUACUGGCGCUGCUACUAUUCCAACACAGAUGCUGUAAUAUAUGUGGUAGACAGCUGUGACCGAGACAGGAUUGGGAUUUCUAAAUCUGAACUGGUUGCAAUGUUAGAGGAAGAGGAGCUGAAAAAGGCUAUUCUUGUGGUUUUCGCUAAUAAACAAGACAUGGAACAGGCAAUGACCCCCACAGAGGUAGCAAAUUCAUUAGGUUUACCCGCUUUGAAGGAUCGUAAAUGGCAGAUUUUCAAGACAUCGGCUACAAAAGGCACUGGCCUUGAUGAGGCUAUGGAAUGGUUAGUGGAGUCCCUGAAGAGCAGGCAGUAAUGUUAUCUUUCAAGAAUGUUUCUUACCUCCAGUGUAAGAAUGGCUCUGGAUGUACAUAAUCUGCACCAUCACCACCUAACUUUGCUCCAACAGUGACUGACAAGGGUGUCUGAAGUCUGUACCUUCUGUACCCAUCUCCAGUAGCACUGUAUCAUACUGCACUAUUCCUCGUGCCUGUCCUGUAGUGUAGUUUCACCUUAUUUAUGACUGUUUUGUAAUGGGAAUUACAAUGUGGGGGAUUGCACAACUUGGUUUUGAGAUCACAUAUCUGUCUCUGUUAUGUGAGAUUUUUAUUUUAGUGUAAAAACCUAAUUGAUUUAGACGAUGGCCAGCUGGACGAAUGGCCCUCGGCUGUGUAAAGAUUGUACUCUGAAAUCCAUCUGUAUAGAAUAAACAUUUAUAAUUGGAA
Bufo gargarizans (Asiatic toad) is the source of this 1056-nucleotide messenger RNA. It is a transcript of the gene ARL1, whose product is annotated as ADP ribosylation factor like GTPase 1. The transcript has 6 exons. The coding region runs from base 102 to 647 and encodes 181 amino acids. Gene Ontology annotation, molecular function: GTP binding; GTPase activity. Gene Ontology annotation, biological process: intracellular protein transport; vesicle-mediated transport. The record is from RefSeq and is a predicted model, not a curated record. NCBI's taxonomy places the organism in Eukaryota, Metazoa, Chordata, Amphibia, Anura, Bufonidae. Gene Ontology annotation, cellular component: cytoplasm; Golgi apparatus.